Trichoderma virens Gv29-8 is the source of this 1074-nucleotide messenger RNA. RefSeq lists its product as uncharacterized. The transcript has a single exon. NCBI's taxonomy places the organism in Eukaryota, Fungi, Ascomycota, Sordariomycetes, Hypocreales, Hypocreaceae. The record is from RefSeq and is a predicted model, not a curated record. Bases 1 to 1074 code for a protein of 357 amino acids.
AUGCUCUCACUACGAAGUCAGAUUUCGACUACUUCUUCUAACGCCCAUCGUUAUGCCGCCCCUCAAUCUCAAAGCGAGCCUACUUUCAGGAAGAUUGGCGCUGGCGCUUGUGGUGCCAUCUUUGGACAAGACGGCAAAUCCAUUGUCAUCAAAUUAGCCAAGACAGACGAUGAGCUGUCACUCUGGAACGAUUACCACAAGCACACUUUGAUCGCAGAGCAGUUUCGCAAAUGGGACUUCAAGGAUAUCAAAAUCCCAGAAUGCUACUACUUUGUUCCAAAGGAUGACCCUCACUAUUUCGGCCAGCAUCCAGAGCUAGCUGAGGCAGCCAAAGAAGUAUGCCAUCUACCUACCAGCGCUCUAGUCACCGAGCGAAUCUUUCCAUUGCCCAAAAAUACCCGGAAUCUCUUAAUACACAAGUACUGUGAGCCACGAAUCAAAGAGGCUGCUCUUAGAGAUGCGGCGAAUAAGGAUUGUUUGGUGAGAGUAUAUCUCGGUUCAAUGCAGGGCAGAAGCGGAGGACAGUUUUUCUCUUUACGAAACUUCAAGAUGCACCUCAACCAGAUGGUGGAACUCCAGCUACUGCUAGAUGUCAAGGCAAUGGCCGGUAGGAUGGGUAUUGCCAUGGCUAUCAUGCAUUGGGCGGCCAAAACAGACGCGCGGGAUAUCGAAUUUGUUCUCGGCAGCUCUUCCAACAAGGUUUCAGCUCACAUGAGUGCGCAAGAUAUUGCGAAUCUUCCACGUCCAGCAUACACUGGACCACCCUCAUACAUUAAUGAAGAUUUCUUCUCUCGGAUCACCGAUCUCUGGGUCCUGGACUUCAACCAAGUCCAGCCCAUUACCAUGGAUGAAGCUGGCGUUGCAAAAGCCAUUGAGGCGGCCAGGAUCAACGAUCCAUAUCUUCCAAAGCCUCUUGGAGCGUCUCAAAUUGAAAAACAUGCCUGGAAUACUUUUGCUGCCAACUAUAUCACCGCAGCUGACAUUAUUCUUGGAGAAGCCAACGACCAGAGGCUGCUGAUGUUGCCCCGAAUGUUUAUUCGAGGGCUUAUUGAGCUACAGGAAAGGAAGAAGUAG